UUUAAGGAAAUGUUUUUGUGAUGGUAGAGUCCAUCAUAUGAUUCAGUUCAUGAGAUUUUCAUAUAGAAAAGGAUUUUGGUGAUAUUCAGAGGUAGCUGUGCCUGUUGUGCCAUGUGAUGGGUCAAACCUCAAGUCAAGCAGACUCCCCCGUGGUGCCUGUGGGGGCACUGCAGGCUCACCUGGACGUGCUGAAGAGGGUAGCUCACCUGACCUACGAGGAGUUCUGCCAGUCAGUGCUGGAGCUCAAUCAAAUCACCAAGACCUUCACUGACCACCGUGGGAAACAGCUGCAGUUUCUUGUGAAGAAGGGCUCGGACUCCACUGUCCUGUGGAAGGCCACGGUCAGGGUCAGGUGCAUGAAGGUAAACACCCAUACCAACAAGUUUGAGUCAUCGCGAUUGUUGUCACUGCGACAGUUUAUCGUCAUGUACCGUGAGAUUGCGGAGCAAGUCGACAACCUGUCGGCCGUAAAACCACUCCUUGGAUCAACUCCUAUCGACAUCACAGCUUCAAAGAUAUUUGAUGAGGUGGCGUCGUCGAACCUAGGCGUGGCAGAUGAGAACGAGUGUUGUAUAUGUAUGGACCGGAAGUCUGAGAUUAUCCUCUCCUGCAACCAUGAGUUCUGUGAGACUUGCAUCGACUCCUGGAACGUGGCACACAACACCUGCCCGCUGUGUCGGUGUAAAGUGGAAAGUACCGAUGACACCUGGGUCCUGGCCGAGAAGCCCCAGAGCUCAGACUACGAGUCAGAAGUCAAGGGAUACCUGGUUGGGCUGGCAGAUCGGAUGCAUGAACCUCGUCAUUGAUGCAAUAAAACUCCUCGGCUCAUCAUUACUCACCAUCAUAUAUCCAGACACUUAGGUCUAACAUGUGGAGACUGACAACAUUCUACAACAAGGGAAGCCCAUCAAGCCGCCUGCAGCUAUAUGUUGUAUUGGUACUUCUUAGAAUGGCAAUGCGUGACUGUUUUUCCUGGUGUUUUCACAUAACAUAUUGGUCAUGUUCUAUCUUUUAUUGUUUCUAACACCACCAGGUAUUGAAGUAAACAGGCAGUAUUUAUACCAGGUUGGAUAUUUGUUUCUGCAGUAUUUGAUGUUCCUGAUAUUUAUUAAUACUCUAAGGUAUAUUGAAACAUAUGCCAAAUGCAUCCACAUUAUAUUGCAGAACUGAGCAGCAAACAGUCAUUACAUCUUGGGUACUCAUUUUUGAAGAUGCACUGAGGGCAUAAUGACUGGUUCAUUGCUGUCUUUGAGCUGGGACAUUUCUAUCCAGUAUACUCUAGAAACUGCUUUAACUAAUACGUGUACCUGGAGUGCCCUUCUGUUCAAUGCUUGUUAUCUUUGCACAGUGAAAGAUCAUGAAUGAUAACUCUUGUUAUGAUUUGUUUCAGUUAAUAGUAUUUUUGAUUACAGCUUCAGUCUUGCAGCUUUACUAUGUUUAUCCCUGGAAAGCAGGAUAGAUUACAAGAUGAUAUAUUUCCUGUCUAGAAGAGCAGGCUACUGAGUUAAGGUCUCCAAAUCAGUUUUGGAGUUGAGAUGUUUUCAUCCUGUAUGUCCUUUCCCAGACAUUAAUCUAUUACUUCUGUAUGGUAUAUGUUCUACAUUUUGCUGUAUUUUUGUUGAUAAUGUUAGAUUUGUGUUGACCUCCCAAUUCUGUAUAUGUUUGCGACAUGGUAGCCAUGUUUGUAGUUGUUGUAGUAGUACUGGGAAACAGACUUCAGUCUGUUGUACUUCUAUCUCCUUGUUCUAGUACUGUCUGUUAUGUUAAGGUAGGGAAGCUAAAGCACGGUGAUGUGUCAGGUAAAUAUCAAAACAUUUAUCCUGAAAUGCUCAUUUAAUGAAAUGAUGACGUUAUAAGUCAUAACAUACAUGCUUUACCUAACUUAUUGUUUAUAAUGUGAUAGUGAUAAUCAGCUUGCUCAUGACUGUCGAGACAUACAACUGCAUGAACUAGCGGAGUAGGGACAGGUGGACCAACAGCUUCAUCAAUUCGGGGGGAACCUGGAUGUACAGAAAUUAUUAAUAACUAGAUAGGUGAUAGUGUUGACAUGUUGUUUAAGUUACUGCAAGACAGUUGUUGUUGUUGUUGUUGUUGUUACAAGUGCUGUUGUUUUCAACUAAUUAGCAGCUUUACAAAAUAGAACUGCUUUAUAGCUUUGUAAAAAUUUGACCACUGCCGUGAUUUUAAAAAAAACUUGUACUGAAAGAUUAUUGGCAUUAGAAAUUGUUCUUCCAUAAACUUCUUCCCAAAUAACCCCCAUAAACUUUCUUUAAAAGAUUAAAGGUCAAAGUCAUGACAAAUAAAUUUUAAAAAUCUAUGUGAUUACACAAUGUAAAAUGAUGUUGAUGCAUUUAUUAACAACUUGGUCUGUACCCUCCCUGGAGUAGGACCAUGCUUUGAAGAAUAUUUGGGGGAGGUUUGCUGGAGUCCUGUCGGUUGGAAUCUGAAGUAUUUCUUCUAGUAUGGAAUAUGAGUUUUCGUGAAGGUUUGAAAUGAUCUUCUGGCAAUAUAUGUACAGCAUUGUAUAUACUGAUAACAGUCUGUAAGAUUAAUGUAUUUAGUGGAAGUGUUUUUUGUUGUUGCUUUUUUUUCCAGUACCAAUAGUCCCAAGUUCCUGCAAAAUACUGUCAAAGUACCUUAUUUAGGGUGCUUUCUGUAAAUAUUAUAUGUCUUUUUGAGGGCAGUGUUAGAUGUCUAUGGGUUCAAAUUCUGCUAAAGAAUUCUGCACAGCCGUUGUAUUUGUUCCAUUACAAGAAUACAAAAAGAGAUUGCAAGUACUGGGAAGCAAGAUCGGGAACUGAGAACAAAAAAUAAGAUCAUGUUUAGCCACAAUAUGAGUUGUAUAUUCUUCCAUGAUGCAUUGAAAACGUUUUGACAUGGAGGUUUGUUUGUAACAUGAAGCUAUGUGUUUCUUGUUAUGGCUGUUUAAGUUGUUUCAAUCAAACUGUUGUUGUUGUUUUGGUAUUUAAUGUUGCAUAAUUUGUUUAGUAAAUUACAAUUUUGUAAAAAAGGUCAUUGAUUAUUCUUUGAAAUUAUAUGACCGAAAAGGCGUCCAUUAUUGAGUUAAAGAGUUUAGAGCAAAUGUGUGUUUUCUUAAAUUCUUCAGUAUGUAUAGAUUUGCCCUAUACUUUGUUAUAUGUUGUUUGAAAAAUGAAUGAAAUGAAAAGUGGCUUGCAUAGAAGUUUGAUAACUCUAUGGUAGGUGAUUCCAAGGGGACAUAACUCUCGUACCAUCAAUCCCAGCAUCAGUUAAACAGAUUGUAUGUUAUAUGUUAUGAAGUGAUAUUGUUAUCAAAGCCACUAGUGAUUUGGUUUGGGUUGCACAGUAUUCUGUGAUGACAAAAAAAAAUACCUGACUUUCACUUAAUUCAUACUGAGUGGGAUUUUAGGACAUUUUGGCAUUUUUGCUCUAUUCAGUGGUAUAGUGAGGCAUUCAAUGGUACUUGGGCAUAUGGUAUACAGCCUUUAUACCUGGUGUGGCAGGUUGUUUAUUUGUUAGCUUUGUUUACUGAUCACCUGACUCAAACAGUAAGAAUGUUAAUAAUCAUUAACAAACAAUAAUUAUUCUAGUUUGACAAUGCCCAAGCAUGACAAUCACUCAGCUAGAUAUGUCACAAAUUGUUUUCCCUGUCCUGACAGGUAAGUGUUGCAUGCUCAGUAACCUGGGCAUGUUCAGUCAGAGAAUUAUACAUACAGCCCAUCUUCCCCAUUCAAGGGAGUUAUCUGACUAUAUAAGUCAAGUUUCCACCCUUGCCGAAUUAGUCUGAAAUUUUUAGGCAUGAUGCCACCUCCAGUGGCUUUUAUGAGUUAUAUCCUUUCCUUGACCUUCCUACUGACCAAUCAGAUUCCACCUCUCACAUCUCAUAUGCAUUUGCUUCAAACAAAAUGGCUGCCUCUGAUCUCAGUUAUAAUGAAGCCCUUUAUUGCAAUAUUGGAAACAUGUCUUACUGUGGUAAGUGCAUCUAAUCUCUUAGGAACCUUGAUUAAAAUCAUAAGAUUUGGAAAAUAUCUGUCAACACCCAAUUAACAAUACACAUGCACUGUUUGUACCUGUAGUUGUUGAAACCUGGGCCCCGUUGCACAAAGCGAUCGUAGCGCUAAGGUCAUCAUAACGCCCAUACGUUAGUGUAGGCUUACGGUAGCCAUAGCGCUAAGAUCGCUCCGUGCAACGGCCCUGUUUGGCAGUUUUGGCAGAGCCAUUAGUCCAGCCAAAAUAUAUCUCCAUAAUAUUAGCCGGGUUAGGCAAAGGUGGAAACCAGACUCUGAUAGUCAGUUACCUCCCCUGUGUCAGGAAGAUGGCACAUUUAUGACAGAUACCUUCCUUUGUACUUCAAGUAGUGUCUGGUUUGUUCCUUCUUCAUAUGAUGCUGUCUUCUUCCUGAGAUAUGGUGAUAUUAUCUCUAUUGAUAGUGUGAUAAAUUCUGACAUGACGGUGAUAUUUAUUCAGAAUGAACUAUAAUAUGCUUUCCGACAGAACUGUGAUAUUUCAGUGUUAUAGAUAGUAUUAUAUUACAAUAGAUGUGUAAAUGUUGUUGAUGUAAUCGUAACCGUAACUAGCAUACCGUUGUAAAUCAUAGCUUGCUUACAGGUGUAUGCCUUAAGGUGCGUUCUCAUGGUGCGACUUUGUUAUUUGUGUAUUUUUUAAGUCGCAUACAACUCGUAUCUCAUGAGAUUCUCACAUAUGAGUCGUCAACAUGAAUUCAUUGAGUGAAGAUUUGUUUCAGUCGUGUCUCCGACAUGAUGUCAAAAUAAACAAUGGGACGUCACUCUGAGGUGGAUAUGGAUCUAAGCAAUUUGAUUGGUCAAGACCUUGCAACUUGUAGUAGGAAUUAGGACAAGUCCUAUGUCUUACAACUUAGCUGCGACUAGUUGUAUGCGAUUUCAAAUCGUUGUGAUUUGAGUGUUCUUAUGUUGCGACUGUGUUGUAUGGUACGAUAAUAAUGUUACUAUAGAUGGCACCGUGUGAAUGCACUUUUACCUUGCAUACCGUGAUAGUUGACUGGCCUAAAGAAGGAACUGGUGAUUGUGUUAUGUAGUAUUGUAUAUAAAUGUUGGAAUGAUCCAAACACCACCUGUCUUGUGUGAUAAGAGUUACUUGUUGAUGGUUAGAGUACCCUGCCCUUGCCAGUUUGGGAGAACAAUUCUGGAAGAAAAGUUUGGAGGCACAGGGGUGGAAUUUUGUCAACAACAGAUUUCCUUUUUUUUUUUUGCCCCUAUCUGUUUGAGAGUGUUUGUCAUCAUAAUCAAGAAAUAAUAUUGUAUCCUAUUAAGUUAGAAUUGUGACAAGUUUGAUAUUGUGUUACAGAACGAUUUUUACGUUAACACUUUGUUUGUCAUGUACAUUGGCCUCGCAGCUGAAGAGAGUAAUGGUAUUGAUUGGCAGGACAUGAUGCUAAGACUGUAUGGCUUCCAGUGUAAGGUUGAACAUGUUAACAAUCAUUGCUGCAUUAUUCAAGUGAAUGGGUUUGUUUUUUUUGCUGCUUUUAGCAAUUUAUAUUCCAGCAAUGUCACAGCAGGGACACCUGGGGUGGUAUUAGUAAAGAAACUGAAGUCUUAUUCCAGACUUAACAUCUUUUAUGAAUACUGCCCCAGGAAUGAGCUUUACACAAUGUACCCAUGUGGGGAAUUGAACCCAGGUCUUUGGCUUUAACCAAUGGUUUAUCCACCAGGCUCCCCCACCUCCAAGUUGCCUUGUUAAUGUUGGCUUGU
Messenger RNA from Haliotis rubra (blacklip abalone), 5708 nucleotides. Its product is annotated as RING finger protein 141-like. Lineage: Eukaryota; Metazoa; Mollusca; Gastropoda; Lepetellida; Haliotidae. The record is from RefSeq and is a predicted model, not a curated record. The transcript is spliced from 6 exons. Gene Ontology annotation, biological process: protein autoubiquitination. Gene Ontology annotation, molecular function: ubiquitin-protein transferase activity. The coding region runs from base 117 to 806 and encodes 229 amino acids.